CAUGACCAGAUUCACUGCAAUGACACAACUGACCUGAAGGCUUCUCCACAUGCCACAGCCACAAUGGUAUACUUUUUGUACUGGAAACAGUUAUUAGUAAAGGUUCUAACUUGUGAGUUAAGCUUUGCCCCUUUUCUUUUCCUGUUUUAAGUGUUUGAAACAUUAACCUUCUUUAUCACCAAGGAACACUUUCAACCUCAAAUGUAGUCCAGUACCCAAGUAGGUAGGUAUAGGAUUGCAUUCUAAGUAAUACACUCACAUAUACAGUACUAACUAUAAAUUACUACACCAUAUUCUUUAAUCCUAACCAGAUAGCAACUAUGCCAUCUAAAACUCUGGUGUCAGUCGCCUUAUUCCUUUCCUGAAAAAACAAUGGCAAAUAUGAGAUUAAGUGUGGCAUAAGCUUUAAUCAACUAGACCUUUCCCCCGCCUUUUUGUUAAAGAUCUGCAGUUAUCUUCCGUUGGCAAAUAUAUUUGUAAACAGUGGGCUUAAACUCCGGAAGACACUGGACGGUUGCGCAGAAAUGUCGCAAGUCACUUGCCAAGUCGCAGGAUCUCAUUUUGGGCAUGCUCGGGAGCUGCUGUUGAUCAUUAAAUUAUCUUUUUCAUUACGCUCUAGAACUGCGAACGCUGAUGCUCGGUCAGGGACUGGCGCUGAGCCACGCCCGCCGCCCCCGCUGGGCCGCGCACGCUGCCGGGCGCUGAGGCAGGCCGGGAGCGCCGGGAUGCUCGUUUGCGAUUGGCUGGCUGCAGCGCGGGCGAGCCGAAAGGCCGCAAGGGCGGAGCUGUGCGUUACGCGCGGGAUUCGCGGCCAGCGCUCGUGAUGGGCUCUGUCGUCCCUGGUUAUUCCCCGGGCUUCAAGAAGCCCCCCGAGACGUUGCGGCUGAAGAGGAAGCGGUCCUGGAAGAGCGUGGCGGCCUCCAUCUCUGCGGAGUCUCCCGCGGCCACAGCCCAGCAGGAUGCCACGCUCUCCCCGCGGCCCUACCCGGGCAGUCGUAGGCGCAAUCCCUUCUCAAGCAUGGAGAACACCCCUCGGCCUCCACCGGCGCCCAGGCCGGCGCAUUCUCCCGUCGGGAAAGCAGCGGGCGCGGAGUGGCUAGUAAGCGGGAGCGACGCUCGCCGAUCUCCCAGCCGACAGUUGGUAAAUGGUCUUCAGGAAGACAGAUCUGUCUGGAAAGAAGAGUUUUCUGAAACAACAGCUGUUGGCUCAUUUAUUAAUGACCCACAUCUGGCCCCUCCCAGUACUGAUGUUUCUUCCUCACCAAGUUAUGAAUUUCCUGUGGACUGGAGUAUUAAAACUCGCCUUCUAUUCACGUCUUCUCAAAACUUUGCAUGGGCAGAUCACCUAAAAGCACAAGAAGAAUCUCAAGGAUAUAUCCAGCAUUGCAGAGCAGCAGUAAUAAAUUUGCCUCAGAGUAUUCCGGAACCAAAGCUCUCCACAGAACUUCGAUGUGCUUUCCAGCAAAGCCUUGUUUAUUGGCUACAUCCUUUUCUACCAUGGCUACAACUGUUCCCUCGUAUUGGAGCAGAUAGAAAAAUGGCAGGAAAAAAUAAUAUGUGGUCCUGUGAUGAUGCACUCCAACAAAUCCUCAUGCGUGAAUGGUCUCUCAGUUUUACAUCACUUUAUAAUCUGCUCAGAGCCAAACUGUGUCCCUAUUUCUAUGUUUGCACUUACCAGUUCACUGUGCUAUUCCGUGCAGCAGGUUUUGCUGGAAGUGAUACAAUCACAGCAUUAAUUUCUCCCACAACCAGAGGCUUAAGAGAAGCUAUGAAAAGUGAAGGUAUUGAAUUUUAUUUACCGUUUCAAGAAGUUAGAAAAAGAACAUGCAAUGUUGUGGCAUCCCACUUAGAAACAGGACUUCCUGACCAUUAUGAAACAACAGACAAAAAUGUUGAGAAUAAAGAGGGGCAAGGGAUGAGUGGUGGUGGUGACAAUGACGACGACGACGACGACGGAUUUUCAUGGUUGGAAGAGAUGGGAGUUCAGGACAAAAUUAAAAAGCCAGAGACAAUUUCUAUCAAACUUUCUAAAGAAAGAAAUGAGAUAAAAAUGGAUCACAAGCCUCAGUCGGUUGUGUUAGUGAAGGGAUCCAAUACCUUCACUUUGCUAAACUUCCUAAUAAAUUGCAAGAGUUUGGUGGCUUCUGUGGGCCCUCAGGCUGGCAUCCCUCCAACAUUGCUAUCCCCAGUUUGUUUUAGAGGUGCAACUAUGCAGACACUCAAGGCCCGAACCAUAAAUGCAAGAACACAAAUCAGCACACAUUACAAGGAUAUAUUUACUUUGGAGAUCACAGGCCCUGUCAUGCCUCAUUCUCUACAUUCUUUGUCCAUGGUGCUAAAAUCUGCUCAGAAGGGAUCUUUUUCUGCUGUGUGUUAUACAAAUGAACCAACAGCUGUGUUCAACAUAGAUAUUAGCAAUGGUCAGAACAUAAAGGAGGAAUCAAUCAGGAAAGACCUUUGCAACUAUGGAUUGCACCCAAACACUUUGGAUCAACUCAGACUUUAUUCAACAUUAGGAAAGUCUUCAAUAAAGCAUCUAGAAAUGAAUGAUUAUUUCUAUACAUGGAAAAGCUAAGCAAGAACUACGAAUUGCUGUAUGUGUUCCUUAAAACAUUUGUUGCUAUUAUGCCCAUACAAAAUGGCUCAUGAGGAAGAAUAUCUUAAUGUACGAACUUUAAAUUCAGCUCAGGUUAACUUUCAUUACCUGAAAACUGCUCAUUCCUGAAUGCCACUAAGGACCACCAUCCUGCCUGCUGCUGCCAAAAAUUGUGUGGCAUGGUGGCAGAACAUGGAAGCCUCCAGGGACCCAAUUUUGCUUUUAAAAUAUAUAGGCUGCCUGUGCACCUUGUUUUUAGGUAAAAUUGCUGAGGUUUGUGCAAAGUCAGUAGGAGCCUCUCUCACCUUUCUCCUAAAACAGCUGUUUAUUUUUCAGAUUUGUAACCUCUUCUUUGUAUAGUUUUAAAUUAAACUUUACAACUAAGAAA
Molecule: messenger RNA, 2984 nt
Organism: Varanus komodoensis (Komodo dragon)
Lineage: Eukaryota; Metazoa; Chordata; Lepidosauria; Squamata; Varanidae
Gene: DONSON
Product: DNA replication fork stabilization factor DONSON
Exons: 10
Coding region: 824-2575 (583 amino acids)
Biological process (GO): nuclear DNA replication
Cellular component (GO): nucleus
Source: RefSeq, a predicted model, not a curated record